Messenger RNA from Metarhizium acridum CQMa 102, 708 nucleotides. The record is from RefSeq and is a predicted model, not a curated record. NCBI's taxonomy places the organism in Eukaryota, Fungi, Ascomycota, Sordariomycetes, Hypocreales, Clavicipitaceae.
AUGCCGAGCUUACCAGCGUCCGUCGACUUGGACGAGUGCAUCUCGCGCCUCUACAAAAAGGAACUCCUGGCAGAGUCGGUCAUCGAAGCAAUAUGCGCCAAGACGAAAGAACUACUUAUGCGCGAGAGCAAUGUGGUCCACGUGCGGGCUCCCGUCACCGUAGUAGGCGACAUUCACGGCCAGUUCUUCGACCUGAUCGAGAUAUUCAAAAUAGGGGGCUUCUGCCCUGAUACGAAUUAUCUCUUUCUAGGCCUGUCGCCAUCAAUCCAUUCCAUUGAUCAAAUCAAAAUCAUAGAUCGCUUCCGUGAGAUCCCCCACGAAGGUCCCAUGGCGGAUCUAGUAUGGUCGGACCCGGACCCCGAACGAGACGAAUUCUCCCUCUCACCCCGCGGAGCCGGCUAUACUUUUGGGGGCCAGGUAGUCAAGAAGUUCCUGGCCGUGAACAACAUGUCUCAUAUCCUGCGGGCACAUCAACUCUGCCAGGAAGGUUUCCAAGUGUUAUACGACGACAGGCUUAGCACCGUGUGGAGUGCCCCAAACUACUGCUAUAGAUGUGGUAAUAUGGCUAGUGUGCUGGAGGUGAGCGACAACGGAGAGAGGUUCUUCAACGUCUUUGCGGCGGCACCUGAGAACGACCAGCACAAAGACAUACAUCCGGGAAAUGAAAAGGCCGCUGAUGGUAAUGCACUGCCGGAUUAUUUUUUGUAG